AUGCCUUCCCUCCCCUUGCUCUCUCCCGCCUGGCGCCUGAAGCGCAGCCACCCGGGCUGGAAGCGAGGAGCCGCCGCCGCUGCCCGGACCUCUCCGGGUGGAGGGCCCGACCGCGGUGGUCGGAUCCGAACACCCGGGACCAACGUGACCCGGCACCCGGGGGCCCACAGGCUCUGCGCCCACCAGCGGAAGCCUGAGUUUGGGCCUCGCCGCCCCGCAGAUCCCGGGGCGCGGGGACAGUGUCCUCCGGUCGCCCCGGUGGCAGUGGGGACCGUGGCCCACUCUCACCUUCUUUCUGCCUGUUGCCUGCAGGGUUCUCCCUACGACCACACGCCGGGCAUGGCGGGCUCCUUGGGGUACCAUCCCUACGCGGCGCCCCUGGGCUCCUACCCUUACGGGGACCCCGCGUACCGCAAGAACGCCACGCGGGACGCCACUGCCACGCUCAAGGCCUGGCUCAACGAGCACCGCAAGAACCCCUACCCCACCAAGGGCGAGAAGAUCAUGCUAGCCAUCAUCACCAAGAUGACCCUCACCCAGGUGUCCACCUGGUUCGCCAACGCGCGCCGGCGCCUCAAGAAGGAGAACAAGAUGACGUGGACCCCGAGGAACCGGAGCGAGGACGAGGAGGAGGAGGAGAACAUCGACCUGGAGAAGAACGACGAGGACGAGCCGCAGAAGCCCGAGGACAAGGGCGACCCCUCGGGCCCCGAAGCAGGAGGAGCGGAGCCGAAAGCGGCUGCGGGCUGCGAAAGGCUGCAGGGGCCGUCCACGCCCGCCGCCUCGCCGGCCCCUGCACCAUCACGCUCGCCCUCGGCGCAGUGUCCCUUCCCGGGCGGGACCGUCCUGUCCCGGCCUCUUUACUACACGGCGCCCUUCUAUCCGGGCUACACGAACUAUGGCUCCUUCGGACACCUUCACGGUCACCCUGGGCCCGGGCCAGGCCCCACGACCGGUCCGGGCUCGCAUUUCAAUGGAUUAAACCAGACGGUGUUGAAUCGAGUGGACGCUUUGGCUAAAGAUCCGAAAAUAUUGCGGAGCCAGUCCCAGCUAGACCUGUGCAAAGACUCUCCCUAUGAAUUGAAGAAAGGUAUGUCCGACAUUUAACGCGGGCUGCGUCGGUCCCGGACUUUCCUAAUUUAUUUAAAAAAAACAAACACAUGGCCUUGGCAGUUAUUUUUCCAUCAACAAGAGAGAAAAAACUACCCCUCCUAUUAAAAAGUUUAUAGUUGAUGGAGAUGGAUGACAUAAAAAUGUAAACAUCACCACACACACACACCACACACACACACACACACAAAUGUCUUAACCCACCGAAAAGUUAAAAUAAGGAUUUGUAUUAAAUCUUAUUCUGUAUAUUUAAUGUAGCAUUUUGUAUUUAAAUUGAUAACUCAAUAUCUUUGAAGUAAAUUAUGAAAUUAAGACACCUAUACAGGCAUCUAAUGGUUUUUUUGUAAUAUAAGUAUAUCCAUUUGUGUCCCCCCCCCCCCCCAAAAAAAACUGUUUCAUAGUUUAAAAAUACAACUUUAAUUUAAUUUUUUUACACCUAUUGAUUUUUUUUCUGGGUAUGAGCUAAAGCAUUAUUUCAGAAAGGAAUCAGGUUAUACUCUUAGAUUUAAAAAGUAAAAAGAAACUGCAGCCGCCUUUGUAAAAUGCAAAGUAUUUAAUUAAAAGAGAUUUUAACAUAA
Molecule: messenger RNA, 1688 nt
Organism: Myotis brandtii (Brandt's bat)
Lineage: Eukaryota; Metazoa; Chordata; Mammalia; Chiroptera; Vespertilionidae
Gene: IRX5
Product: iroquois homeobox 5
Exons: 4
Coding region: 1-1107 (368 amino acids)
Biological process (GO): cell development; neuron differentiation; regulation of transcription by RNA polymerase II
Cellular component (GO): nucleus
Molecular function (GO): DNA-binding transcription factor activity, RNA polymerase II-specific; RNA polymerase II cis-regulatory region sequence-specific DNA binding
Source: RefSeq, a predicted model, not a curated record